AUGGCUGAAAAAGGGAUGACUUCGCUGUACGUCGGUGAUCUGGAACCAAGCGUGACGGAUUCUGAGCUGUUUGAUGCGUUUAGCCAUGCGGGUUAUGUGAGCUCUGUUCGUGUUUGUAAAGAUCCGACCACCUGGAUAUCUCUUGGCUAUGGCUACGUAACCUUUGACUAUCCUCAUGACGGUAACUUUUUCAACAAGCCUCCUUGCAAGUGUUUAUAUCCGAUUUAG
Molecule: messenger RNA, 228 nt
Organism: Arabis nemorensis
Lineage: Eukaryota; Viridiplantae; Streptophyta; Magnoliopsida; Brassicales; Brassicaceae
Source: the annotation of a GenBank genome assembly